AUGGAGCCGGAGGCGCCGCGGGACCUGCGGGCGCUGCUGGAGCGGGCGGGCGGGCGGGAGCCGCUGCGCUUGGCGGGCGAGGCGCGGCCGGCCGAGCUGGAGACCUUCGCCCGGGACCUCUUCGCCGAACCGCCGCCGGAGGAAGAACCAGAAGCACCAGCAGGAGGAACAGCGGCCGUUGCAGCGAAGCGGCGGCGGGCUCGGGUGCGCAGCGGGGCCGGGCGGCCUCCUUGGCGGGGCUGCGCGUUGCUCUUCGCCCUCUUCCGAGCCGCCUCGCUGGAGCAGCCGCGGGAGAAGCGCCGCCUGCGCGAGAUCCUCCGCGACCUGCGCGCCCAGCUGCCCGCCGCCCCGCCGCCCGCCGUGGUCGGCGUGGUGCUCCUGCGGCAGCCCCCGCCGAGGCAGCCCGAGGCGGCGCGGCUGCAGCUGGAAGGGCUGCUCCGGACGGUCUUCCGCCACCCGGGGCUCCCGGAGACCUUGCAAGCCGUCGCUUACCGGCCCGGGGACGGCCGGGAGGCCCGGGAAGCCGCUUGCCGCGCGCUCCGAGCCGCCCUGAAGCUCCGAGCAGACGGGGCAGAACCUCCAAAGCAGAAACUUCCUGCCUUCUUGUCGUGUAUCCCGUGGGGCAGAAGGAGCGAGGAUUUUCACACAGACGCAAAAUUAAAUGAAGAUGCUGUACAAGACUUAGAAGGAGCCAUGGCUUUGACCAACAUCACACCCAACGGGAAGUGUGAAGAGGCCUCAGAGGCGUUGGACACCUAAGUGGUUUGUUGGUCUCUCUGAUGGAAACCGAGGUUUGUUGUCUCUCUGAUGGAUUUCAAGUCCUUCUCAUCCUAUCUUUCCGGGAGUGAAAACAUUCCAAAUCUGGGACAGCCUUACAAGUUCCGUGAAGGAAGCAGCUAGAAGCUUGUCUGUUUUUUUUAAUGAUAGUUUGUUCCAGAGCCAUUUGUGCAGAAGAGAUGCUGGUUUGUCUCCUUUCAGCAUCCUUGUUUCACGGGGAACCAAAGAAGCAUUUUUUUCCUAUUCUUAAGCACGUCAAGAUGUGUGUUCAUGAAAGCCACUGGACCUCUUGAGGCUCACAAUUUAGAGAACCAUCAUUGCUUUCCAAAAGUUUGUGAUGGAGACUGUUACAACAGAAACGGCAACACAAUCAUCAUUCUUGCCACAGAUUAGACUUGUCUCUUUCUUAUUGAAUUGGUCUCCUUCGUUUUGGAAUCCCUGUCUGCAGGGUUAGAAAUCUUGAAGCUCGGAAAGAAAAGAGAAACAAUGGCUCGUGUUUUGAGAAAAAGUUCCACUUUAUUCUGUUUCUGAAUAUGAUUUCUGGUGGCAAAGAAAUUAUACUACAUUGUUAAUGAAGAUACACAUGCAGUUACUCAGUCUUGUGGCUACUCUGUGCCUUGCUAUGUUUUGGAAACUUACAAUAGAGAUGUUUCUCAACCGUGGUCAUUUUCAAAUGUAUGAGCUUCCAUUCCCAGAAUUCCCCAGCCAGCCUUUCAAAAGUCUACACAUUUGAAAGUGUCCAGGAUUAAGUUUAGGUUGAGCAACACUGUAUUACAGGCAUAGUUAAAACUUGCAAUAUUUUUUUUUUCAUCAAAAUAAACGGUUAUGCAUUUCGCGAAUGAAGGCAAAGGUUAUGGUUAUGCAUUUUUACAGACAUGUUUUUUCAACAAAAUAAAUGUUUAUUCAUUUGUCACUCUCCUAGAGAAAGCUUUCCCAAAUGCUGUAUUUUGUAGCUUGAAUCUUUAAUUUUAUGAUUCUUUGUUUUUUUAAUAAAAAAAAAUCUUGAUGAGAUUGUAAGGGCCUAACCUCCCAUAUCUUCUAGUAUAGCCUGUGGCAGAAAGUUUCGGGAUGAGGUGGGGUGUUUUUGGUUUGUCUAUAUCGUUUGUGACUCUUUGCUCAUGGGUUCAAAGCAGGUUUAUUUAAAAGCAAUAUAUAGAUAGUGAGGGAGACAGAGAGAAAGACAUACAGAGAGACAGAGACAGAAAACUAGAGAAAAAAAGAAGAGAGAAAGAAGGGGAGGGAAGGGAAGGGAAGGAAGGAAGAAAAAAGAGAUAAAGAAGAAAGAAAGAAAAAAGGAAGGAAAGAAAGGAGAGAAAGGAGAGAAAGGAAGAAAGAAAAGAGAGAGAGAAAGAAAAAGAGAAAGAAAAAAGAAAAAGCAUGCAGGUCCCUGACUUGUCAUAUAUUUAACCUGACUCAGGAUAGUAAGAUUGUAACCUAGUUUAUUUGAGAAACCCCAGUAUGGGGAAAAAAUGUUUUUUAAGUAUAGUCACAUAGUGUGGAAAAACAAUUGAGAAUUCAGUUCAUUUCAUAAUUUUAAUGGUUUCAAGUAUCCCACGUAUUGCUUCUUGAAGAUACGGGGGCAAAGUUUUAAAAUGCUUAUAACUUAUUUACUAACGAUGAAGUUAACCAUUGUUUACUUAAUCCAGUUUGCACAGAUGGACUUGCCUAAGAAGCAAGCCAAAAAGGUGGUUUCGAUUUUUGAGGUUGUGCAAAUCCAGCUACAGGAAUUACAGGAAGAUAAGGACAAACAGAAGUUACCCCAUAAUUCUUUUACCAAUUUAAAUCGGUUUUCAGGCAGAUUAUAGCAGAUAUAUACUUCGGCAAUGGGAUUUUUUUAAACUCAAGCUGGUUCCCAAUAGCUUUUGCAAAUGUUUGACUAGGUUCACCUACCAAGUUUAAAUUAGUUUAUAAAUAAACUGCGGGGAAGUUGUAGAGCUUUUGAAACGUACAAAUCAAAAGAUAAACCUACGGAUCAACAGGCUUCCAUAUUUCAUCGCAAACCUUAAAGUGGGAUGUUUGAAUUUGGCUUGUCACGAUUCGUAAACAGCAAUAACCCCUUUCUCUUCAGAGGACUUUGUGCCUUUAGUUGGAAUUUUUUUUUAGUGCAUUUUAAUGCUGUGCCUUUUGAAUAUCUGUGGAAUAAGCCGCCAUUCAUGGCAUAGGUGCCUUGCCUUGUGCAAUGACUGUUUAGAGCUAAUCCUCUUUCAAAGAAAGCCUAAAGAACAGAUGUGAAUUAUUUAGAGAAAUAUAGAAUUCUUUAUUGGCCAAGUGUGAUUAGAUACACGAGGAAUUUGUUUCCGGUGCGUAAGCUCUCAGUGUACAUACAACAAUAGUGAUAAGCAACAAAGUUAUAGUCAUAAGAAGAGAGGUAAAUUCUGGCAGUUAUAGAUGUUGUAUUGGUUUUCAAUUAAGCAAUUUGUCCUUGCUUGUAAGAUGGAACUGCAUGGCUAAUGAGUUAUCCCACAAGCCUAUAUAAAGGCCAUUAAAAUUGGUUGCAAGGCCUUGUAGCCAUUUUGCCUUCCUCAUUCCUAUCUAGGAACAGGAUCUGUUGUCAUCGAGAAUCUGACAAGGAGGCAAAAUACAGGUAGUCCUUGACUUUCAACCACUCAUUUAGUGACGUUCGAAGCUACAACGGCAUUGUAAAAAGUGACUUACAAUCAGUUUUCACACUGACAUCCGUUGCAACAUCCCCAUGAUCAAAAUUCGGAUGUUUGGCAACUAGUUUGUAUUUAUGACGGUUGCAACGUCCUUGGAUUCAUUCUGUGAACUUCUGACAAGCAAAGUCAACGGGGGAAACCAGAUUCACUUAACAACCCUGUUACUAAUCGAAUAACUGCAGUGAUUCACUUAACAACUGCAGGAAGAAGUGUUUACGAAAGGGGGCAAAAUUCACUUACAACUCUUCUCAUUCAGCAAUGGAAAUUUUGGGCUCCAUUCUGGUCUUAAGUCAAGGGCUAUAACUGCGCGCUUAUUCUGAAUUGCUGCAAAUUGUGACUUCAUUGAGAAACUUUGUACCCUGGAGACUGAGUUUGGCAGACUUCUGGGAUUUUGUUAGCAAGCUCCCUUAUCUCGCAGGAAAUGGAGCCUAUGUUAAAUGACAACUGUAAACAAAAGAGAUUUUCCUGCGCUCCUGAGAGUGUUUGCAAGGAAACAACGGAGAAUUUUAAGGGACUGGCUUCUCUCUGCGGUAUUUGACUUGCUUGCAAACUAUCACCAGGUUGCCUAAUCUGACGAUGCACUGUACAUAUACGAUGAACAAACCUGUAUCUUUGUAAAUAAAACAGAUUACAACAUAAAGAGAUUGCAAAAUA
Messenger RNA from Pantherophis guttatus, 4088 nucleotides. The record is from RefSeq and is a predicted model, not a curated record. NCBI's taxonomy places the organism in Eukaryota, Metazoa, Chordata, Lepidosauria, Squamata, Colubridae.